GACACUUCCAGAAAGACAAGCAUGGCACCCGUGCUGGGCUACUGGGACACCCGGGGCAGGGCCCAAAUGAUCCGCAACCUGCUGGUCUACAAGAACGUCGCUUUCGUGGACAAGCGAUAUUCGUACGGCCCACCACCGUACUAUACCGGCACCGAGUGGGAAGCCGAUAAGUUCUCUCUGGGUCUAAAGUUUCCCAACUUGCCGUACUACAUUGACGGAGACUUGAAGCUGACUCAGAGCCUCGCCAUCAUGCGCUACCUCAGCAGGAAGCAUGACCUAGCUGGCAGAACUGAAGAGGAAGUCACUCAACUAGACCUCUUGGAGCAGCAGUCUCUAGACCUGUUUAUGAAAUUGGCCCGGACCGCGUUUGAACCGAAUUUGGAGGAGGCCCGAAAGAAUUACGAAGCAAGCUUGAACAACGAACUCGAACCCUGGGCUGAGUUGCUCCACGGACGAACGUGGGCCCUGGGCGGAAGGCUCACCUACGUGGACUUUAUACUCUACGAAUCCCUGGACUGGAUUCGCGACUUCGGACCUGAUACUUUCCAGCGUUUUUCAACUCUACUCAAGUACCUUAACAAGUUUGAAGAGUUACCCAACAUCAAGCAGUACAUGGCGUCGCAGAAGUACCGCAAGUAUCCUUUUCUACGUAGAAAAUGGACGUGGGCUGCCAAGGAAACGUCGUCUCAGUUUUGAGAAACGUCGCUGCUGGAAUAUUUUGGUACAGAAAUAAGAAAGAAUUGUCUUUUGCAACUUCAUAAACGUCG
This is a messenger RNA of Ixodes scapularis (black-legged tick), 767 nucleotides long. Its product is annotated as glutathione S-transferase. Gene Ontology annotation, molecular function: glutathione transferase activity. Bases 22 to 696 code for a protein of 224 amino acids. The transcript has 2 exons. NCBI's taxonomy places the organism in Eukaryota, Metazoa, Arthropoda, Arachnida, Ixodida, Ixodidae. Gene Ontology annotation, biological process: glutathione metabolic process. The record is from RefSeq and is a predicted model, not a curated record.